Molecule: messenger RNA, 2530 nt
Organism: Gallus gallus (chicken)
Lineage: Eukaryota; Metazoa; Chordata; Aves; Galliformes; Phasianidae
Exons: 2
Coding region: 1559-2497 (312 amino acids)
Biological process (GO): protein polyubiquitination; protein monoubiquitination
Molecular function (GO): ubiquitin protein ligase activity; metal ion binding
Source: RefSeq, a predicted model, not a curated record
UGACUGCUUGGCCCACGCUGCUUUAACGCGGGCGCAGCAGCCCAGCCCGGCAGUUCGUGCCUGGCCUCCAACCGAGCGUGUGUGCGAGGACUGGAGUGUGGACAGGGCGAGCUUUGGAGCUGGAACGCGCUCUGGGUGCUGCUAGCGCAGCUCUCAGCCGCCGUCUCAGAGCCACUUGUGCUGUACCCCGACCCUGCUGGCAGCAGGCAGCCGGGACAUCGCGGAGAGGCACGUGCAGCAGCGCAGGUAGGCAGCAUGGCAAUGGCCCUCCCCAGGCCGGCCUAUGUCCAUGGGGUCUCUUGUCCUCUUCCAGCAUGACACCUGCUGUCACAGCAUCUCAGCUGGGGAGCACACUGUCAUCUCCCGCUCCCCCAUGCUCACCAGAACUGGUGGAAGCAUGGAGGUGGCAUUAGACACCCGUUGCCCCAUAGGCCUGGAGAACUGGGACAGCGUGGCAUGCUGCCACCGGUUUUGUUUCCACUGCAUCCAGCUGUGCAAUAGCAGCAGGCUCCAGUGUGUCCGCUCUGCAAACAGGGCGUGCAGUCCAUCAUCCAUGCAGUGUGAGAGGACAGCGACUGUGAGGAGCUGGUUCUCAGGCCAGCUGCACUGGCAUCCAUUGCUGCAUAAUGAACCUGUCUAGCUCUGUCAUGGCAUCUUGUGGCACCAACUCAACACAAGUUCCUAUCCAUGUUAAUUAAGGUGCCCGUACAAACUCUUACUUCUUAAUAAUAUGUAGCUAACUCUGAAAGUAAUGCUUCCUAUUUAUUUCCAUGGAAAUUGCAACAGAUAGAAAGAGCUCUUAGAUAGAGCAUAUUCUCAGCUACAAAAUGCCAUUUUUCGCUGUAGUCCAACCCCCGCUAAAGGAGGUCCAGUAGUGUAGGUUUCACUGGAAAGCGUGAUCAAACAACCUGCUGUGAGCACUUGGUUCAAAAAGCAAGGCUGGCGUGGAGACUGCCACCACUUUGUAUUGCAUCCACACCAGAAAAGGCAAAAAAGUGUCUUGCCAUGAUUCAAAAAGCGUAAACAGUUCAUGGAAGACAUAACUGUCAAGUGAGAAAAGUGCGGUGUAAACAAGUGCAUUUUUUAUUUUCCCAGAUAUAUCACCAUUACAAAGAAAAGUCAUAGAAUGAUGGAGGGUGAUGGAGGCCCAGGGUGGGGCCCCAGUACAUGCAGCGAUGGACAGUGAGGUCACCAACCAAGGGGUUGUGAUGUCAGCAAUGGAAAUGACUGUGACCUCACUAGCCCUCGCUGUACAGAUUUGGGCUCUGGCAGAGGCCAGCGUGCACUCGUGCCUGGACUCCUGUUGAGCAUAGCUGCGAGACUCGGAGCAGUGAGCGAGUUGCUUGAGUUGUGCUGUGGGGCUGCUGGCAGCAGUUCUUGGUGCCCACCCCACAGUAUCACCAGCGUUUCCCCCAGCCCUGCCUGCCUCAGGCAGCUGGGGCCACACAGGGUGCACUUGUAGCAGCAGAGUUCGUAACACCUUCUGCCUGCUGCAGUACCUGUGAGGGGAGCAGCUUCCUGACCUCAGCUCUCCCAGCCCACCACACAGCCCGGGGCCAUGGAUGUGGCAUCAGAAUGGAUCUGCCCCAUCUGCGGGCAAAUUCGGGAAGAUGUCGCCUACGUGACCCCCUGCAAACACCAGCUUUGCUACGGCUGUGCCAUCUGGUGGGCAAAUAAGAAGCCGAGUUGUGCCGUAUGUGGGCACCAAAUCACCACCAUCCGAUACUCGGAGAGGUCAGACGAUGAUUAUCUUGAGUGCUCUGUCCCACAGCCCGCAGUGCACUCUGAUGAUAGCCUGCAGGACGAGCAGGGGCCUGCAGAGCCGGUGCUCAUUCCACCUGAGCACAACUUCCCCGCCGAGGUCUGGGCUGCCUUCUUCAAAGACCAUCAGGGAGACCUCGAGCCCCUGCUCCACUGGCUGCGGGAGGAGAUCCAGGAGGCAUCCAGCAGUGACUGGUGGGAGGUGGAAGUGGGACAGUGGACCACUGUCAACUUCCUCUGCGAGCACGGCCUGGACGAGGAGGCCUUGAUGCGGGAGCUGCAGCCGAUCACCAACGGCGAUGUGCUGCCCUUUGUAAGGCAGCUCAUCAGCACCGCUGCAGCCCUGUAUGGCCCAGCGAUCCGCCGCCAGCUCGACCAGCAGGAAGGCCGUGCUGCAGGAGGACGGGAGGACAGCCCCGCAGCCAGCCCCAGCACCAGCACCUCCCAUCAGGAGCCUCCUGCCUCGGGCCCGGGCCACUCCACCAGCCCCGCAGGGCCCAGCACCGAGGAGCUGCCCGGCAGCUCUACUGGGGGACCUGGGCACCCCAGCACCACCACCGCGCCCUCAGCGGAGGAGCCGCAGGAGGAGCCAGGGCAGGCAGCAGCAGUGGGCCCCUCCAUCCGGGGCAGGGACCACUCGUGUGGGGGGCCUCGGCGCCCCCCGAAGAGGAAGGCCCGCAGCAGCCCCCAGGGUUCACCCCUGCCCCCCAAAAGGCGGCUCCGGCGGCGGCGCUAGGCUGGCACCGCACUACUAUCAGAACACGGCUCC